Molecule: messenger RNA, 3200 nt
Organism: Durusdinium trenchii
Lineage: Eukaryota; Dinophyceae; Suessiales; Symbiodiniaceae
Source: the annotation of a GenBank genome assembly
AUGCGAUCGGUGGGAUUCUAUCAAGAGGCGUUGGUGCUGCUUUGGCACGUCUUGACGCUGAACUCGAACUUCACCAAGCGAGUGGUCGAGCGACACGACACCAACGAGUUUCUCUUGUCCCUCAUGUAUUUGCUACAGCAGGCACGGGCCUCUGUGCACUUGAUUGGCUUACUGCACACGGCCUCCUUCGUUCUCCUGGUCCUCUCUUCGGAGCGCGCCUUCGCGGUGCGGCUCAACGACCCGUACGUGGCAAAGAAGGUUCCCCUGGAGAUUCCCGCCUUCCACGGAAACCACGCUGAUGUCUUCGCGCUCUCCUUGUACAAGGUCAUUUCAGAGAGCCUUCCCAAGACGCAGAACGACGCCUUGGUGGAGAUGCUCUUGACUGCCCUGUGCAAUGUUUCUCCAUAUGUGAAGUGCUUUUGCUUAGAGAGCUGCCUGAAGCUGGUCUCCUUGGUGGAACGCCUUUCGCGGCCCAGCUAUCUCUUUCGCACUCCUUUCACGCAUCAUGGGUUGCUUUUCUUGGUGGAGAUGUUGAACAACAUUGUGCAAUAUCAGUACGAGGGAAACACCAUGAUGGUCUAUGCUAUCUUGCGGCAAGCAGAGGCCUUCUCUAAGAUGGAGAAGCUUAGCCUUGCGGAUUCCAAGAAGGCCGGCGAGGAGACGUCGAAAGUCGCCUGUGUGCAAAUUGCGGCUUUUGAAGUCGCUGUUUACCCCAGCAAUAAUCCACUGCUCCAGCAUCAGUCUCGGUCCAACUUCGCCGUCGAACGCGCAGCAUUCGAAGCACGGGAGCAGCGGACCAUGGGAGCAGAAGCCAGUUCCGAGGUGCCAAACGAAGCAAACGAAAAGGAGUCCUCAGCCGGGCCUGCGGAGCCUGCGGAGCCUGCGGAGCCCGCUGCGUCUGACGGCGGAGCUGGCCUUGGUGUGUUCGAGGCUUUGUCAGCUUUCUUUUCUGGCGAAGCAGAGGACCGUCCCGGCGAGUCGGUCGCGGUGGAUCCGCCCACGUCUGGAUAUCCUGAAGAACAAUCACAGAGGACCUCUUCGGAACCGGACGACGCCGCGAGCCCCACGACGUCUCAGCGGAGAGGCACUCGGAGGUGGACGGUGCCCGAGCGCCCGCCGCCGCCGCCGCUGCCGGCGACGCCGCUGAACGCCUUGGCGCUCGCUUCGCACACCGAGCGGAGCGGUGGACGGCCAGGCCGAAGGUCAUCAACAUGGUAUGGUCAAUCACCCAUGGAUUUGGGCGGGCCGCCGAACUUUCAAGAUGAUGAUCCGCUGCCGAGGCCCGCGGUCACCGAGGCCUCCGAGCCGGAUCCUGACUGCCGGGAGGAGGGUCCCCUCUCGUUGAGCACACGGGUGGAGUACUCCGCCAUGCCCAAGGGCGCAACGAUGGCGGUCUUUGGCUUGGUGACCGUGCAGGCUGCUCAGGCUGCUCCGGCUUCCGCGGAUGCCCAAAGCGGUGAGUCCACGCGGAAGCCCAUGGACCUAGUGUGUGUCCUCGAUGUCUCUGGCUCUAUGGGGGCCAGCAGUAAGAUGGACGACUUGAAGGCUGCCGUGCGCUUUAUCAUCCAGGAGUCCACUUCCGAGGAUCGGCUAUCGUUGGUGACCUUCCAGUCCCAUGCGGCACGACGGCUUCCCUUGCGCCGUAUGGACCGAGCGGGGCAAGACAAAGCCACAGUGGCGACGCUCCGCAUGUCCUCAGGAGGUGGGACACGAAUCGCCAGUGGCUUGGAACUGGGCUUGCAAAUCUUGGAACAGAGGCGCCAGCGGAACAAGGUUUGUGCGAUUUUGCUGCUGACCGAUGGGCAGGACGGCAGUUGCCGCGGGCCGAUGUCACAACUCUUGCAGCGAGCCUCAAAGAUGGGCUGCGGGAUCUAUCCCUUCGGCUUUGGUUCGGAUCACGACUCGGUGCUGCUGCGGGACAUCUCGGAGCGCGCCAAGACGCCCUUCACCUACGUGGAGGAGACCUCGACCAUCAAGGAGGCCUUUGCCGGGGUGGUGGGCGGCUUAAGCAGCAUCGUUGCACAGCGGGUGCAGCUGACCUUGACUUGCCCCGCGCGACUGAAGGAGAUCAAUACACCCUUUGAAGUGCGACGUGAGGGUGACCAGAAAGCCAUCGUGACCAUCCCAGACAUCUUCGCCGAGGAGCGGAGAGAUCUCCUGGUGGAGUUAGAAGUCUCUGCCAAUGCGGAGGAGACUGUGCUCCUGGAGGCCUGCGCUCGAUACCUGGCGGUACGAGAACAGGAGGUGCUGGUUCAGACACCAGUGGUCACCAUGACUGUUCAACGUGUCGAUGAACCACAGCCCGAGAUGGAGCCCGACUCGGAGGUCUAUGAGCAACGACAACGCUGGGAGGUGAGUCAAGUGAUGGAAUUGGCUUCCAGAAGUGCUGAUCAAGGGCAACUUGAGGAGGCCCGCGAGUUGUUGCGCAGCAAGCGGCGCACCUUGGCGGGCGGCCGCUCCACCGUCCUCACCGAGGCCUUGACGGUGGAGUUGGAGGACGCCGAGUCGAGGAUGCGGAACCUGGGAUCGUGGACUCUGGGCUCAGCAGAGGUGCGCGAUGCCAUGACCAUGCACCAGAUGCAGCGGACCACCAACAUGACGGCCAGCAUGUCUUGGAGGGGGGGAGACGAAGUCUUCGAAGACCCUGUACGCCUCGUCGAUCCAAGCGGAGCGCAUCCGCCGGAGCACCGUCGUCGGCUUCGACGGCUCAUCUCUUCCGUCGCAUGCGGCGAGAGACGGACGAGGACCUCCGCCGCCGCCGUCAGGAGACCGCGCACGUGCACACACUGUUUGUAUGUCGGCCCCCGCGACGGCACCAGCUGCCACGGCACCAGCCGCAGCGUCAACAGCCGCACCAGCCGCGGCUGGCUCUAGUUCUGGGACCAGCGAGUCCCGGUGAGCACCAGGUGAGACCCUUUAGAGGGGAACGCUUUUCUUUGGUCUACUUCACAGUGGGCACCUUCAGCAGUGCCAGCGCGGCGGUGCGUCGAGCCUUUGCUGCUGCCAGCGGCGAGAGCGACGUGCCGACAGCACAAAGCUUGCAGAAGGCAAAGGUAAUGGCCAAGUGUUGAACAAUGUGAUGGGCAGUGAUGUUGAAAAAAGGUAUGCGAUUUCGCACGCGAUGGCCAGCAAGGUAGAAUCAGAAUUUUACAAUGACACCAUGUUGGACUCUCCAAGAGGAGGUUGGUGGAAGUUGUUGG